Molecule: messenger RNA, 1431 nt
Organism: Penicillium psychrosexuale
Lineage: Eukaryota; Fungi; Ascomycota; Eurotiomycetes; Eurotiales; Aspergillaceae
Product: FAD-binding oxidoreductase
Exons: 2
Coding region: 1-1431 (476 amino acids)
Molecular function (GO): oxidoreductase activity; FAD binding
Source: RefSeq, a predicted model, not a curated record
AUGGGCAAUACCACCAGCAUUGCCGCAGGACGUGACUGUCUGGUAUCUGCCGUCGGGGGUGUAGCCGCUCACGUCGCAUUCCAAGAUACGCUUCUUUACCAGACUACCGCAGUCGAUCUGUACAACUUGAAUAUCCCGGUCACCCCGGCGGCAGUCACGUACCCUCAAUCAGCGGACGAAAUAGCUGCUGUGGUUAAAUGUGCCUCUGACUAUGACUACAAGGUGCAGGCUCGCAGUGGAGGCCAUAGUUUUGGCAACUAUGGCCUUGGAGGACAAAAUGGAGCCAUCGUGGUCGAUAUGAAGCACUUCUCGCAAUUCUCUAUGGACAAGUCGACAUUUAUUGCGACCAUCGGUCCCGGCACGACUCUAGGCGACCUCGACACCGAGAUUUACAAUGCGGGCAACAGAGCAAUGGCACACGGUAUUUGUCCGACCAUUCGGACAGGUGGCCACCUAACGGUGGGCGGAUUAGGCCCGACAGCGCGCCAAUGGGGUCUGGCACUUGACCAUGUGGAGGAAGUCGAGGUGGUUUUGGCAAACUCGAGUAUUGUGCGGGCGUCGAAUACUCAAAACCAGGAUGUUUUAUUCGCUAUCAAAGGCGCUGCUGCCAGCUUCGGGAUUGUCACGGAGUUCAAAGUGCGCACGGAGGAGGCACCUGGUUUGGCCGUUCAAUAUUCGUACACAUUCAAUCUGGGAACUCCCGCCGAGAAGGCGAAGCUCGUUAAGGAUUGGCAGGCAUACAUAGCCCAGGAGAACCUCACCUGGAAGUUUUACUCCAACUUGGUCAUCUUCGACGGCCAGAUCAUCCUUGAAGGUAUUUACUUCGGCUCAAAAGAGGAGUACGAUAUGCUCGACCUAGAAAAGAAAUUCCCCACCAGCGAGCCCGGUACCGUGCUAGUACUGACGGGUUGGCUGGGCAUGAUCGGCCACGGACUGGAGGAUACCAUUCUGAGACUGGUCGGAAACGACCCAACCUGGUUUUACGCCAAGUCACUCGGAUUCACCCCCGACACGCUGAUUUCUGACUCCGCUAUCGACAGUUUCUUCGAUUACAUCCACAAAACCAAUGCCGGCACUUUAGCCUGGUUUGUGACGCUCAGCCUGGAGGGUGGAGCUAUCAACGCCGUGCCUCAAGAUGCCACAGCCUAUGGCCACCGCGAUGUGCUUUUCUGGUUCCAAAUCUUCGUAGCCAAUCCGCUUGGUCCGGUCACGCAGACCACAUAUGAUUUCACCGAUGGUCUUUAUAAUGUUCUGGCCCAGGCAGUGCCAGAGAGUGCGGGGCACGCAUAUCUCGGAUGCCCAGAUCCUAAGCUGCCCGAUGCCCAGAAUGCAUACUGGCGUAGCAACCUUCCAAGAUUAGCAGAGCUCAAGGGAGAGUUGGAUCCAAAGGAUACCUUCCACAAUCCGCAGGGUGUUCAGGUUGCCUCCUAG